This is a messenger RNA of Fonticula alba, 537 nucleotides long. RefSeq lists its product as hypothetical. Bases 149 to 466 code for a protein of 105 amino acids. NCBI's taxonomy places the organism in Eukaryota, Rotosphaerida, Fonticulaceae. The transcript has 2 exons. Gene Ontology annotation, cellular component: prefoldin complex; cytoplasm. The record is from RefSeq and is a predicted model, not a curated record. Gene Ontology annotation, biological process: protein folding.
GCGGAGCGAGGGCGGCCUCCCGCCUUUCCCGUGUCCCUCGCUGGCCGCGAUCGCGCGCGCGCGUUCACACCCCCGCAUUCACAUCAUGCCGCCGGCCUGCCACUGAACGUCCCCCUUUCCUGCCCCCCUCCCCCUCGCCCUUGUUCGUAUGCCCUGCGGCUCGGUGCCGGGAAUAUGCCCACAGGACCUCGCCCGCGACCUGGAGGAGGCCUCCAACGAGAUGCUCCUCGCCGACGAGGACAAGCCCAUCUACUAUGCCUUUGGCUCCGGCUUCGCGGCCCUCCCCCUGGAGACUGCCACCCAGCUGAUCGAGGUCUCGGCCGAGCUGGCCACCAAGCGCGUGGACGAGCUGGCCGACAAGAACACCGAGCUGACCAGCACCCUGUCCACCCUGCGCUCGGAGAUCUACGCUCGCCUGGGCCAGUCGGUCAACCUCGACGAGGAUGAGGACGACAACGACGAGUAAAUGGGGUCCGGCAGGCCGGCCACGCAACGGGGGUGGCGGCGGUGGCGGCGGUGGCGGCGGUGGCGGCGGUG